AUGCCCCCACUUCAGAUCAAAACUAUAACUCUGGGCGCGUUUAGAGAUGUCUUGUCGCGUUACCCUGCCAUGGUCCCCGAGAAGCUACGCGACCUGGACGCGCAACGAUAUGACAUCAUCCGCAAAGCCGUAGCUGCACAAGACGAAAGCGAGAAACACUUGACGAAAGAGCAAGUCGUGACGCUUGUGGAAUGGAAGCUGUAUGUGGUACCCUUGAAGCACGGCACGUUUCGUCCAGCCCUACUAGGCCUGGUCCAAAGUAAUACGGCAGAGGCAGUCGAGAAAACAACCAAAAGGGCCUACGCUGCGCUCUGGAAGAGCAAAUCAUCCCAUCCUGAUGCCAUCCCCGCGCUCAAAAUUCUUGUGGGACUGAAGGGCGUGGGCCCAGCAACCGCAUCCUUGCUUCUUUCUGUUCUCCGACCUGCAGAGAUACCCUUCUUCUCUGAUGAACUGUUUAGAUGGUCCGUCUGGGACGAUGAAACGGGGAGCGGAAAAGAUGGAAAGGGCUGGCAGAGGAAGAUCAAGUAUAACGUCAAGGAGUAUGAGAUGAUGCUCGAUCGCGUGCACGAGUUAAGGAAGAGAUUGCGAAGAGGAUUCGGACAGAGGGACUCUUUAGCGAUGGCGAUUGACGUUGAGAGAGUAGCUUGGGUACUUGGAAAAGAGGGUGUGGAUGUUAGUGUGCAAGAAGAUGCGACAGAGGAGGAUGAGGGAAAAGACGCGGAUGUGCAAGCUGACACGAAGGCGGAGGAGGGUGAGAAGGAGAAAGACGAAGCACAACAAGAAGAGAUCCCACCAGUAACGAAAGAGAGCAGCGGUGACGAAGCAACGAUUGCAAAGCCCGUAGCGAAGAAAGGUACGAAACGUAAAGCGUCGGAGGCCAAACCACCUGUCGAAGGUACCCGCAAGAGUACGCGGACGAAGAAGUAG
This is a messenger RNA of Alternaria incomplexa, 927 nucleotides long. RefSeq lists its product as uncharacterized. Bases 1 to 927 code for a protein of 308 amino acids. NCBI's taxonomy places the organism in Eukaryota, Fungi, Ascomycota, Dothideomycetes, Pleosporales, Pleosporaceae. The transcript is spliced from 2 exons. The record is from RefSeq and is a predicted model, not a curated record.